UUUAUGCUUUCUUUUCUCAGGACAAGGAAAAACCUGUGAAAGUCUCCAAGAAGCUGGUUAUAGAGGAAGGUGAGCAGGUGCUGAGUGAAGAUGGAGAAGAACACGAGGAAGAAGUGGAGAUUGAAGAAAUCAUUGAGGAAUCUCGUGCCGAGCGCAUCAAACGCAGUGGCAUGCAGAAGGUCGACGAGAUAAAGAAGGCCUUCAGCAAGGAGCAGAUGGAAAUAAACAAACAAAAAACCAAGGAUAACCUGGAGAAAACCAGACAGAGAACUAAAGAGAACCUGGAGAAAACGCGUCAAAGAACCCGAGAGAACAUCGCGAAGACCAGGAAGACCUUGGGUAAAAAGAUGGGGAGGCUGAGAACAAGGAUCACGCCGAACGCCGAACGUCGCGAGAAAAUCCGUAGCUCCAGGGAGAAGAUGAAAAAGUCAUUAUCGCCUGAUCACACCGUCUACGCCCGCUCCAAAAUAACCACCUACCGCGUCCCGCCGUUCACCUUUUACGUGAAGAAGGACCGCGGGGGUGAGAUUGAGGCCACACCGGAGCCUCACCCAGAGGAACAGGUGGAGCAGCAUGAGGAGGUCCAGGUGGAGGAAGGAGUGACAAAGGUGGAGGAAGGUGAACUGGUCAAUCUGGACAGCCCAGAAAUGGAGGCCUUGCUAGAGGCAGCUGAUCACUCACGGCUGGUGAUACAGGAUACGGUGAGACCCAGGGAAAAAGCAGGCCAGUAAAUCCAGGCCGAAAGCCUGAGGAAAAGCUCAACGUUGAUAUGCGGUGUGGAGGUCUGGAGAUGAGUAAGAAUAAAUGGAUGUAGGGAAUUGGGAUGUGCUUGAUGAUGAUGGGUUAAGAAGGCAACGCAAUGUGGAAUAGACUUGACCUCUGGGCUGAACAUUUUGUUGGUUUGUUUCUUUUAUCUAUUAAACCCCAAGUUUGUGAUUUUUUUCUUUCAGAUGUCAAUUUCUAAAAUUGAUUAAUGGUCUCAUUUUAUUGUGAUAAAAUUGUACUCCAAGUACUUUAAAAUAGUUUGGUUGUGAUCUUAAAGAACAUGAAUGUAAUGUCACAAAGCUGAAUGUGUGUGGGGUGGUGCUAACAUAAAAAAAUAUAUAUUUUCAUAAAUACUCUUAUGACAUUGAUAUCCUAUUAGAUGGGAUGUUACGUUAACCUAAAUGUUAUUAUUAACGUUAAACCCAAACUAGGUAAAGCAAGAUAUUGUUUAAAUAUUUAUAUUAAAGUACCUUUAUCUGGACACACUGUAUUAUGUCUCACUUGGUUACAUGCAUGAUUUUAUGGGUAAAAAUAGCAGGCCCAAUGUUUAUCUGAACCUUUUCAAUGCAGUGAAUGAUAAAGUGUUGAUAUGAAAGUGAAACAGUACAGUUUAUGUGUUGUAAGGGAAAAUGAAUUCAGUUUAAA
Molecule: messenger RNA, 1410 nt
Organism: Paramisgurnus dabryanus
Lineage: Eukaryota; Metazoa; Chordata; Actinopteri; Cypriniformes; Cobitidae
Source: RefSeq, a predicted model, not a curated record